Ipomoea nil (Japanese morning glory) is the source of this 1646-nucleotide messenger RNA. Its product is annotated as geraniol 8-hydroxylase-like. Gene Ontology annotation, molecular function: heme binding; iron ion binding; oxidoreductase activity, acting on paired donors, with incorporation or reduction of molecular oxygen. The record is from RefSeq and is a predicted model, not a curated record. The transcript has 2 exons. Lineage: Eukaryota; Viridiplantae; Streptophyta; Magnoliopsida; Solanales; Convolvulaceae. The coding region runs from base 47 to 1540 and encodes 497 amino acids.
CUUGCAUUAUUUAAUUUGAGGUUCAGAGAGAGAGAGAGAGUCGUCCAUGGAUAUGGAUUACCAGAGGAUUUUGAUAGCACUAUGCUUGGCCUGGACUUUGGUUCAAUGCCUCCGUUUAUUAUUAGCAAAAAGGGGCAGGAAAUUUCCUCCGGGGCCGUUCCAGUUGCCGGUGGUCGGAAACCUUCACUUGCUUGGAGACCUACCCCACAAGUCCCUAGCCCGGCUUGCCGGAAAAUAUGGUCCGGUUAUGAAUCUGAAGCUGGGCAUGAUAAAUACAGUGGUUAUUUCUUCGUCCACCAUGGCCAAAGAAGCCCUACAGAAACAAGACUUAACCUUCUCCACCCGGUCAAUCCCUGACGCCCUGAGAGCUCGCAACCAUAGCCAAUUCUCUGUUGUUUGGCUCCCCGUCGCUUCCAAAUGGAGAACCCUUCGAAAGGCCAUGAAUUCCAACAUCUUUUCCGGCAGCAAGCUCGACAACAACCAACAUCUGAGAGUUACAAAGAUCCAGGAGCUGAUUAUCUACUGCCAAAAUAAAAGCCAAGCUGGGGAAGCGGUGGAUAUUGGGCGUGCAGCUUUCAGGACUACCCUCAAUUUGCUGUCCAACACCAUUUUCUCCAAAGAUUUAACCGACCCUUAUUCCGAUUCUGCCAAACAAUUCAGGGACUUGGUGUGGAAUAUGAUGGUGGAAGCUGGAAAGCCCAACCUGGUUGACUACUUUCCCCUUCUUGAAAAGUUUGAUCCCCAGGGUAUCCGGUGUCGCUUGACAGGCCAUUUCACUAAGGUGCUAGAGCUUUUCGAAGAUUUGAUUGAUGAACGGCUGGAGGAGAGGAAAGUGAUGGGCUGCAAAAAUGUUGAUGUAUUAGAUUCACUUCUUAACAUCAGCCAAGAAAGACCAGAGGAGAUCGACAGGAAUUAUAUUUUGCAUGUUUUCUUGGAUUUGUUUGCGGCGGGAACUGACACAUCAUCAAACACAUUAGAGUGGGCAAUGACAGAACUUCUUAAAAAUCCAAAUGCUUUGGCAAAAGCUCAAGCGGAGCUGGCAGAUGUUAUUGGUAAAGGCAAGCUAAUACAGGAAGCUGAUGUUACUCGUUUGCCUUACUUACAAUGCAUCGUAAAAGAAACUUUUAGAAUGCACCCACCUGUUCCAUUCUUGAUUCCGCGCAAAGUUGAACAAGAAGUCAACCUAUGUGGAUACACUGUUCCUAAGGACUCACAAAUUCUAGUCAACGUAUGGGCAAUUGGGCGUGAUUCCAGUAUUUGGGAAAACCCAUUGAUCUUCAAUCCUGAGCGAUUCUGGAAUUUUGGAAUAAAUGUUAGAGGACAAGAUUUUGAACUCAUUCCAUUUGGUGCGGGUAGAAGAAUUUGUCCGGGAUUGCCAAUGGCAAUGAGGAUGGUUCCGGUAAUGUUGGGGUCGUUACUAAACUCAUUCCAGUGGAAACUUGAAGAUGACAUUGCACCCAAGGAUUUAGACAUGGAGGAAAAGUUUGGACUUACAUUGGCUAAAGCUCAUCCUCUUAGGGCUAUCCCCAUUCCCUUUUAAUAGAGUACCUCUUCAGAUCAUGUUGUGUUGCAUUAUUUAAUAGAUAUAUAUUGUGUUGCUGCAAACUAGCUUACAAUAAUUGCCAAUCCAUCACUCAACUUGCUAA